AUGCCUAACAAAGCACAUACGUGUAUUUCUUUCAUCACAAGCAUGAAUAUGUGUUCAGCAGUCUUGAUGAACCAAAAAAACCAUCCGCUUUUCACACUCUUGAUUCAUCACCCCACUUAUAUGCAUUAUCUUGUCGGGUCCUGGUACAUGAGAAACUAUGAUGUAUCAAACAUCCAGUUUGUCUGUUUGAAUAGCAACAACUCGUCAGUGGGACUUCUCGCCUCAAACAUGCACAGCCAGGACACUAUCCACAUUACGCAGUUUCUCAAAGGCACAAAGUCCGCAGCGCGGUCGGUCACGAUGCUGAAAAGUCUCUUGUAUUUCCAGAACCGUCUUCGUUCAGAAAGCCAGGAAUGCCUACGGUAUGAACCCUUUCAAGCCAACGCAUGCAACACAGAAGUACAUCCAAUGAAGAACCCGAUACAUGUCCAUUUUGUUGCAGACCAUGAACUGUGGCCGCUGCUAAAAUCCCAAUUGCACAGUUGUAAACUAGCCUAUCUGACGUGCUCUUUCUACAAUCUGGAGAACUAUUAUGAUCAAAUAACAAUAAAUCCAGAAAGGAAACUACUCACAAGGUUGCUGAAAACCCUUCGACAGACCAUCACCGGUUUUGCCCUUCUUGGGUCUCAUCAGGACUUUUCGGCAAAUAUUCCAAACACACACCAUUCGGGACCCACGGCAAUGGCAAAGCUUUGGGCUCCUUAUAUUCUGCCCCACUGGCUCGAGAAAACAAUUGUGGUAGAUUCUGACACUCUUUGGAAUGAAAAUAUAUACACUCUGUGGAACCACUUUAACAGAUUCAAUUCAACACAAGUAAGCGCUGUGCAAGCCAGCUCAGAGAACUGUUUGCCUUGUGAAUUUUUCAUAAUAACCUCGGUCAAGUGGCAUUUUCGAUUAUUGUCAAAACAUACAUGGUUAAAACCCACGACCGGCUUCGCCCUUCUUGGGGCUCAUCAGGUAGGCUGUCUUCGAGUUUCCGUAAACUUUAUGUUCUACUUGAAACCAAAUUGCACGAAAUUAGCGCAAUACACUCAUUUGCAAACUAAUUUGGUUCUUCGACAGACUCAAUUGGAGCCAUUUGAAUAUCUCAUGAUUGGAAUAGCGUGGGAGCAACAGUCCGACGACUUGGGUUGCAACAGAAGUUCGAAAGUGGUCAUUCCGCCCACAGGUGUAAAUUCUGGUCUUGUUCUGAUGAAUCUCUGGAGAAUGCGUUAUGUCAGAUGGGAUGCUAUUAGCGAGCGGAUGAUCAUUGCAAGGUUGAAAAGGGACAAAAUUUUUUAUCAGAGCGACCAGGCUAUAUAUAACGACAUAAUACCUCUGAAGCCGGAAUGGUACUAUCCCCUUGCGUGUGAAUGGAACGUGCAGCUUUAUUCUUCCGUUGCGGUACAAUGCUGUCCGACAGUCUGGUCCGACAGAAGACCCAAAGUGACUCAUGAAUGCUCUGAUAUAAAUCGAAAUAUGACAGGCUCCUACGGAUACGCACUGCUUGUGCAUUGUGAUGGAAAACAAAAGCCGGAAGAAUCUUAUACGGAGAGUCCGGAAUCACUCAGUCCUCCACCUUCAGGAAGACCAUUGACUAUUGAGGAGCUGCGUUCACGCUACUUUGAUGUUUAUGUUCGCUUUCGAAAGAUUCCAAUAAAUUGCUUCGUAUAA
Messenger RNA from Opisthorchis viverrini, 1653 nucleotides. RefSeq lists its product as hypothetical. The record is from RefSeq and is a predicted model, not a curated record. The transcript is spliced from 10 exons. Gene Ontology annotation, biological process: protein O-linked glycosylation via mannose. Bases 1 to 1653 code for a protein of 550 amino acids. NCBI's taxonomy places the organism in Eukaryota, Metazoa, Platyhelminthes, Trematoda, Opisthorchiida, Opisthorchiidae. Gene Ontology annotation, molecular function: glucuronosyltransferase activity; xylosyltransferase activity.